GGCAUCUGCUCCGUUAGUACUUAACAGUACUAUGUAAUGUUCGUGAAGCUCAGGGAAAGGCGACGAUCAUCAGAUAAUAGCGAAUUUAGUGGUGGUCUAACGAUGGAAGAAGCCGGCGCCAGAUGUUGGAGGAUGGAGUCGGCGCCAAUUUCCGAGCUUCCACGACGGACACCAAGAAAAGGGCUCUGUGGACUCCGUCGUUCAAGGGUUCCAGCAAGUUUAACAUCCGCCGUGCUCUGAUUGACUGAUUCAUCUUUGCUCUGAAUGACCCGCUGAAUGGUGACCCUAUUUUCAUAGUGUCCGCGGACGGAGUGUGGUGCAUGGCUCGUCCCGCAUUUCUUGAUUCAGUUCAAAGAUCACAAGCCACACAAACGAUUGCGUCUAUGUCAGUUGGCGACUCCUGGACUCAAUCGAGUGAUGGAGAUACGGAUGGUCAGCUUAUUACUCCGAAUUCAUGUCGCGAACUCUCACAUGUUCCUCUCGAUGUGCCUUGAGAAUUGACUUUUACCCGAUAUGGGAGCAGUACCCAGGAAACUCAAGUGACAGCUCCCAGCCGCUCGAAUGCGCCCGUAAGGUCAGACAAGCGAAACCACCUCCAAGUCCGGAAUGCAUGCCGUCAGCCGUAACAGACCAGGGCCCCUAUCCUCCGAUUCCAGAGUCGAUGAAGGCAGCUUGAGCUAGGAAAUACUACCCCCUUGAGAGUUAAUAAUGAGGCAAACGAGUCCUAUUC
This is a messenger RNA of Eremomyces bilateralis CBS 781.70, 730 nucleotides long. RefSeq lists its product as uncharacterized. The record is from RefSeq and is a predicted model, not a curated record. Bases 455 to 676 code for a protein of 73 amino acids. NCBI's taxonomy places the organism in Eukaryota, Fungi, Ascomycota, Dothideomycetes, Eremomycetales, Eremomycetaceae. The transcript has 2 exons.